This is a messenger RNA of Rhipicephalus microplus (southern cattle tick), 1323 nucleotides long. RefSeq lists its product as uncharacterized. Lineage: Eukaryota; Metazoa; Arthropoda; Arachnida; Ixodida; Ixodidae. The record is from RefSeq and is a predicted model, not a curated record.
AGGCGUUGGCUCUGUUAGCUCUGUGCCAUUCUGUUUCUACGCGUUCUUAAACUGAAACUGCCGGCAAUGCUGUUGCAGUGAGGGGACUGGGUGGCAUUUGGGUCUGCGCGCAACGACGUUUAACGCAACUGAACCAAGUUUAGCUAGUCAUAGUCAACACAGCCUACGCCGCAUCUGUUGCAAUAUGGGUUCGCCGUUACUAAGAGACGGUGGCGAUUUGCUGCAGCAAGUAAGCGCUGACAAUCUUGAGUUGCUAGAACAGAUUGGCCUGUUCUUGUCUCUGGAGAAAGUCGAAAAUGCAGAUAAAUUCUACAAGACGGUGGUCGGCGCCAGACUCCUCCAACACCUAUGGAAGAAGCUGACCAGAGAAGAAGAGAUCGAAGCGUAUAGGAAUGAAGCUCUGCUUGCCAUAGCAGAAUUUGUCAAGAAGAACCGAGCCACGGAAGAACAAAUCCUCAAAGAGGUACAGACCCAGAUAGAUGCUUUUGUUCAGAAGAUCCAGUAGCUGACGUGAGAGUGCUGCUUUGUGAUCGUCCUCCCAUGUACUGCCGUUUUUUUUCUUUGUAACACUGCUAUUUAUUCCGUUGCGCAGAUUCAGUUUGGGAACAAACAAAUGCAUACACACGCGAGUGAUUGCAUAGGUUUUUAUUCUUCGUGUUCCAAGAACCAUCACGACACACAGAACUUUUGCAGACGCAGUUGGAUUCAGCGAAACAUUCCAAACUUGUUGCAAAGUUAGCUGCAGAUCUCCUAGAAAGUUUUGAGAAAAGUUACAAAAGUACUGUGAACUUGUAACGUAAAUUGUUGCUAACAAAAUGAGGAUGCACGAAGAAAUUUGGCAAAGCUUCAUCUAACUGGCCAAUCACUACUAAUUGCAACUUGUUGAUCCUGUUACGAUGCCAAUCGAUAUAGUCCAUGGCUGGUGCUCUCGCAACACGAAUUUCACGAAUAACGCUGCUAAUGGAAUUCAAAUAGCUUUUGGUAAAUUGAAAAAAAAAAAACAUACAUGAAAGCAUCGAUAUCUGCAGCUUACUUUGUAAAGCACUGUCCUUGUUGCACACACAACUCUUUGUACGCUAUCUUUGUGAUGCUAUUUCUUAAGUAUAGUAUCUAUCUCAAAAUGAUCUUUAAAAAAAAAAAAAUUAAUGCGCUUGAACAACCUUUUUAAACUCUGUGGCACUACCGUAACAUGCAACAAAAAAUACACUGCUCCUUUUAUUAUAUAAGGCAUGAAGGUUAUUAUAAUAUGUGGCACAUGUGUGAGUGUCGGUUUCUUGUAUGUAUAUGAAAGGAAGAAAAAAUAUAUAGGAAUGCUCGCUCAAA